Molecule: messenger RNA, 3806 nt
Organism: Nasonia vitripennis (jewel wasp)
Lineage: Eukaryota; Metazoa; Arthropoda; Insecta; Hymenoptera; Pteromalidae
Product: solute carrier family 35 member C2
Exons: 7
Coding region: 1415-2689 (424 amino acids)
Biological process (GO): UDP-glucose transmembrane transport
Cellular component (GO): Golgi apparatus; cis-Golgi network; endoplasmic reticulum-Golgi intermediate compartment
Molecular function (GO): antiporter activity
Source: RefSeq, a predicted model, not a curated record
AGUCAUGAAUUGCACGUUACGUCGUGCUAUUGUGUUUACCUGUGAGAACAUUGUUCUCUUUUAAUUCACGUAUAUUUUUUUUUCUACUGCUUUACGAUCAUUUUACGGCAUACAUAGUGAUUCUGUAAAAAUAAUGGACAGUAAUACACAUCUAUAUUUUCAUUUGAAAUACUUUUUUGAGUAAGCAUAAUUUACACCCCUUUAAAAUAGAAAAUAUGUAACUUGUAGUGAAAUAGUGGAAAAAUAAACUGGCAGUAACUUCGUGAUACUAUCGUGUAAUAAAUCGCGACCAGAAUAUGGACAAUGACAAACGCAUGAGCGUUACUCACGUAAUUAAUAACUUCGCGAUUAUACUUGGUAUUGGAAACACUAUCUACAGUGUACAGUGCAAAACGAUAUAAGUAGAUUAUAAGUAUAAUUAAUGCAACAAGCCAAACCAGAAUCGCUUGCAAAUAUCGUCACAGACCGUCAAGUAAGAAUAACAAUUUGUGUAAGUUUUGCCAAACGUGUAUAUCAUAGGUUUUAUAAUAAAAUGAAAUUUUUCCCGACGUCUCUCGAACAGUAAUUCACCUUUACAAUAAACCUUGCAUACGCAGCUUUGAUACAGCUACUAUAAAUUAUUCAGAUACUCAAUUUUGCGAUUUUUUUACGUUGUAACUUAAAUAAUUCACUGCUUUACGAAGCGUUGAGUUUUUAAACGCUCGCGAGCAAUAGCAACUAACUUGAGCAAACAAAAAUCAUCACAUACCUAUAGUCAUCAAUCACUGCACAUUCGCUACAAUCAUAAAAACGACCUUCAAGCAAACACCGCACAUCGUGUGCUUGUAUCUUCUGCUAUACUUACACGCGCAAACAAUCCGCAUGAAAAUUCAAACACCUACACUAUCCCGCCGACGUGCCAUUAUAAGCAUAUAUAUGCAAAUAUGCACUUACAUCUCACCUGUAAAAAUUAUUAUUCCGUUCCCGCCUAUACGUAUAUACCCAAAACACGGCCUUAUACCUAUAUCUGCAUGAACAAGUAGUGUCCAGUUGUCAACCGGGUCUUAUAUUCUCUGCUCUAUAAGUAUACACGUCGACGUUGCCACGCGCGCAGCCUGUCAUCCCGCCGUCGCGCACAAAAAUACAUAACCCAAAGAUCUUCCGUCCUUCCAUAUUCAGCAGCUGUUCUGGACCUCGGAGAGUCGAUGCUGCCUCCGAGAAGCCCGUCUUGGAGCUGCUCCACUAGCUCUGCAUCGUCGACCUCUUCCGACUUUGAGUCAAAAGUUGGGACACUAUGACAUACAACACUUGGACGUGGCUAAGAUUUCAUAGGUGAUACCGGACAACUAGACAGCAGUUUAUCUAUGCUAACAACUGCUCAGCUCUUACCUUCCACGUUUGUUAAAUGGACUGAAGACGUUGUUCUAAAAAAAAUAUGCCAAGAUCGAAUGUUAAGUAUGAACUUACCAGGGAUGAUGAGGAUACCAACGAUUACUACCUGCAGCAUGGACAGGAAUAUCAAACGGUUUCCAAGAAGGCCAUUUUUUGGCGAAAGAUGAUGCAGAGCAUUAUAUUAAUAUCCAUCUACUUUGUACUAUCCAUUGGACUCACUUUUUAUCAAAAGUGGCUCUAUGGCGAUUACAAAUUUAACUUCCCAUUGUUCGUUGUGUGUUGUCAUUUGGUGAUGAAAUUCUUUUUGGCUAGUCUCAUAAGGCAUAUAAGAAAAUGCUGCAAAACACAGCAACAAAUUUGCCGCUUAUCAUGGCAAACUGCGAUCUGGACUAUAGGUCCCCCAGGUAUCGCCAGUGGUUUAGAUAUUGGCUUUUCAAACUGGGCAAUGUCGCUUAUCACAAUGUCUUUGUACACCAUGACAAAAUCAACUACAAUCAUUUUUAUUCUCGGAUUUGCCCUUUUGUUUAAAUUAGAGAAAAAGUCAUGGGUAUUAGCAGGAAUAGUCUUCAUGAUAUCAGGCGGUUUACUAAUGUUCACAUAUGAAUCGACGCAAUUUAAUUUAUUAGGCUUUUCGUUAUGUCUCUUAGCAUCACUCACCAGCGGUAUACGCUGGACGACAGCACAAUUGAUAAUGCAGAAAUCAAAACUCGGACUGAAGAAUCCAGUCGACAUGAUGUAUUAUAUGCAACCAUGGAUGCUAAUAUCCAUUCUUCCCGUAACUGCGGUUAUCGAAGGCGCCAAAAUAUACAAUGAUCUCUCAAACUUUGAUUGGAGUGACACUUCGACCAUAGUUGCGACGAUUUUCGUCAUUUGUUCGGGAGCUGUUUUAGCUUUUGGUAUGGAAGUUUUGGAAUUCUUGGUCGUUACUUAUGGUUCUAGUCUUACUCUAUCUAUAUCUGGAAUAUUUAAGGAAAUAUGUAUUCUGGUCAUAGCAUAUGUAUGGAAGGGAGAUCAAAUGAGUGGCCUUAAUUUCGUAGGUUUACUUAUGUGCCUUGGCGGAAUAUGUCUACAUGUAAUACAGAAGAUAUUGAUAAGUAAUAAAGAGUCAGUGAACGAACUGGAGUUGCAGACGAAUUCAAUGGCCACAACUUGUUCAAAGUCCGACGAAGCAAUCGAUUCAAAUCCGCUUAUAAUGCAGAAAUCGAGCUCAUUGACAAAUUUACUUAAUGCUAAUUUUAGUUCGGACGAAGAAGAUGACAUUUUAAGGCGAGAAAAUCCAAAACAAAUACUAUCCGAGAUCUCGCAAAGAAGGGAGUAAAGAUAAAUUUGCUAUACUUCUUUUGUAAUUGUAACACGGCGUGAUAGAUGAUUCCAGUUUUUUUUUUAUGUCAAACAUUCCAGAAUGUAUUAUCGUUUUUCAAUACCUUUGAAAAUUUAACAAAAUGUUAUUUAAAAAAAAAAAGAAGUUCGUUGCGUGAAGAUGAAUGUAACUAUUUGUUUUUCGAUUAGUCACUAGAUACUAAGGUAAAUACAUAAGAUUCAUCAAAAGCAUUGUAAAAGCAUUCUGUUGAGUCGAGCGCGAAUGCCAAGUUAUUACCAAUGAUUAUAGAUACUAUAUUGACAGUUAGCCAUGUUGCAUAAUCUCCAUAAUAUUCUACAAGUUUGAGUAGGAUUUCAUUUUUAAUAGUCAAGAUUUUGAAAAGUUAGUCUUACCAAAGUUGAAACAUAGCUUUCAACACUUUCUCCUUCUAGUGUCAAAGAUGCCAUAAUAAAAAUCGAAAUAGCAGGCAUAAUAUGUUUGUACAAAACCUAAUCUGUUUACGCUUUGCUUGAAAUAACUAAUAAUUAUUACAAUUUGAGACUUGAAAUACAGUUAUAUGUAUUUUAUUAACUUACAAUUAUAAUGCAUAGCUGUAAUUUUCUUCAGAUACAAUAUUUGCCAAUUUAUAUGUUAAUUUUACCUGUGAUUACUUUUCUUCUGCCUCAUUGUUUUAUGAUGAGCAGAUCACCAUGGAACAAUUGUAAUUCCUAUGUAAAAUAUUUUGUAAGUAUUAAUAUAAUUUUUUCAACGACACAAUAUAACGAAAAAAUUUAUUUUGCAUAAUUUUGAUGGACCUAUUUAAUGAAAAAUUGUGCUUGACAGUAUACGGAAUUAACGAAAUAUAUUUUUAUGUAUAUAAAGAAAACAUUUGUACAUUUUAAGCACACGUUAUUUUUCUAUGCACUUUAUGUUUAUAUUCUUUAGAAAAAAAAGUAAACAAUUAUUGCUAAGUACGAGACAAAUGUAAUAUUUAAAUUUAAACGCACUUAAUAUUUGUAAAAAAAAUAUUUUAAUACCAGUCGACAGUAUUCUGAAAAUCAUCGAUUGUGAGACAAAAAUACAUGUAUUUAAUACAUAUAAAUUGGGUUUAUAAAUAAAUUAAAUCAGUUUUAAA